Molecule: messenger RNA, 918 nt
Organism: Striga hermonthica
Lineage: Eukaryota; Viridiplantae; Streptophyta; Magnoliopsida; Lamiales; Orobanchaceae
Source: the annotation of a GenBank genome assembly
AUGGGUUCAAUCUGGACGGACAUGACUGAACCUUCUGCAUUUUGUGCUCCUCAAAUGCCAAAAUCGGUGCAGGUUGCGCCUCGGUUGGUAACAAGAAGUAGGAGUUUGUCGGUACAAUGUGGGAUUCGGUUUCGCCCUUGCAUUGACAUACACAAGGGGAAAGUGAAACAGAUUGUCGGAUCCACUCUUACAGAUUCUAAAGGGGAAGAUACUAGUCUUAUAACUAAUUAUGAAUCUGAUAAAUCGGCUGCAGAAUAUGCUAAAAUGUAUAAAGAUGAUGGUCUUAUUGGCGGCCAUCUAAUCAUGCUCGGAGCUGAUCCAUGGAGUAAAUCGGCAGCAAUUGAAGCCUUACAUGCUUAUCCAGGUGGUUUGCAAGUUGGAGGUGGUGUCAAUUCAAGUAAUGCCUUGAGUUACAUAGAUGAAGGAGCAAGCCAUGUUAUCGUUACCUCUUACGUAUUCAGUGAUGGACAAGUAGAUUUUGAAAGGCUAAAGGAACUGGCCGAUACCGUGGGAAAACAGAGACUCGUGUUGGAUCUUAGUUGCAGAAAAAAGGGGGAUAGGUAUGCUGUUGUCACGGACAGAUGGCAGAAGUUCACUGAUGUGUAUCUUGAUCAGAAAGUGUUGGAUCUUCUUGCCAGUUAUGCUGAUGAAUUUCUUGUCCACGGAGUUGAUGUUGAAGGCAAAAAGCUGGGAAUUGAUGAAGAGCUUGUCGCCUUGCUUGGCAAGCAUUCACCGAUUCCGGUGACAUAUGCUGGUGGAGUCACUGUUAUGAACGACUUAGAGAGAAUCAAAGUAGCAGGAGCUGGACGUGUAGAUGCCACAGUGGGCAGCGCUUUGGAUAUUUUCGGGGGUAAUUUGCCGUACAAGAAAGUUGUCACGUGGCAUUCUCAGCAAGAGGCUCUGGCAGUUUUUGACUAA